CAGUCGCUGCGGACGUGUGGGUCCGACAGUCAUGAAUGGGGUGGUGGAGAUGCGGGUCUGUGGAUUUUGUCCCGACGUUACGAUAUACAUUUGUACCGAAAUGGACUUGUUUUUAUCGUAACCUUUAGCAUUAGCAGUGUCGCGACUUUAUAUUUGUUCUGUCACGAGCCAGCAGAUUUCCGGUCAUCCGGCGGCUGGAAGAAAAUCACGCUCGCGGUUGUUGUCGUACAUUAAACAUGCCGAAGAACAGCAAGAUCUCGGUGAUCCAGAAGAUAGCGAGUCAGGCUAAUCAGACCUUCCAGAACAUCCCAUCGUCCGGGAAUAACGCGGACAGCAAGGUGUUCGUGGAGCAGCAGACGGAGCUCGUGAGUCUCCUGUCCCAAAUCACGGCUGAAGAUCUGAAUAUUGCGCCACCUAAGAAACUCUCCGCAGCGUCUCCGUCUGCUCCAGUCACCUACAUGCACAUCUGUGAGACCGAUGCCUUCAGCAUGGGGGUGUUUCUGCUCAAACCCGGGGCGUCCAUACCCCUGCACGACCACCCUGGCAUGAACGGCAUGCUGAAGGUGCUGUACGGCAAGGUCGACAUCAGAUGCUACGACAAGCUGGACGAAGCUGCUGGUGCUGAGGCUGAGCACGAGAGGCAGGGGGAAGCUGUGAGCAGAGCGGUGCUCAGGUCUUCCGGACAGUUUACUGCACAGAGUGGCCCAUGCGUGCUGAGUCCUGCCAAAGACAACCUUCACGAGAUCGAUGCUGUGGAUGGACCGGCUGCCUUUCUUGACAUACUGGCACCCCCCUAUGGCCCCGACGAUGGGAGGGAUUGUCACUACUACAAAGUUUUACAGACUGCUGGCAGAAAAGAGCAGAGCGAAGAGGAUGAGGUGUGGCUUUUAGAGAUCCCCCAGCCGGAUGAUUUCUGGUGUGGGGGCGAGCCGUACCCCGGUCCUCAGGUUUCUGUGUAGAGUUGCACACUGGACUUUGGUUUCAUUUGGUCAAAUGCCAUUUUCGUUACCUCAAAACAUCACUACGUGAUUUAAAUGUCUAGUCCACACUGGCCGUGGGUCAGUGCCAUUUCUUUUUUGUUGAUGUUCUGCAUCAACUCUCUGUGGCCUUUCAUGUGAAUAAUGAAUGUAUUCAUGCUUGAGAAGCAUUAAUCUUGUAUAAGUGCACAUUAUAUAUCUUUAUCAAAUACUCUUGUUUAAUUUAUUUUAAAGACAAACACCUAU
Molecule: messenger RNA, 1223 nt
Organism: Triplophysa dalaica
Lineage: Eukaryota; Metazoa; Chordata; Actinopteri; Cypriniformes; Nemacheilidae
Gene: adoa
Product: 2-aminoethanethiol (cysteamine) dioxygenase a
Exons: 1
Coding region: 237-959 (240 amino acids)
Cellular component (GO): mitochondrion
Molecular function (GO): oxidoreductase activity, acting on single donors with incorporation of molecular oxygen, incorporation of two atoms of oxygen
Source: RefSeq, a predicted model, not a curated record